CGGUGAAGAGUAACUGAAUAUGUCAGGCAGUGACAGAUUACGCCACAAAACCACAAACUGCGAGAAGACCAUUGAGAAAAGGAGCUAUUUCUCAAAGUAACCUCAGCUCACCCACUUAGCCUCCUCUCAGUCGUGGUUAUCAAACCCGCUCAGUGUCAUCGUGGUCGGAAGACUGAAGUAAAAAGUGAAAAAAGAAGAUGGGGAUGAGGAGGCUGAAUGUCUGGUGAAGAGAAGAAAGCAACAGGGGGACACUCAGAGACGAUGGAGAGGGGAAACAGAGCAGUUAUCGUGGUUUUUCUGCUCUGGGUCAUCGCAGAAAUGCCAGCAGAAGGUAACACGAUGGAUGUGUGUGACACCUGCCACCCUAACGCCACAUGUGAAGACAAGUCAGACGGCUCCGGCAAAGUUUGUAACUGCAAGUACGGGUUUGUUGGAAAUGGGAGAACCUACUGCCAAGAUAAAGAUGAGUGUCAGAUAGGAUCUAGUAGGAUCUGUGGGCAGCACACUACCUGCCACAACACAUAUGGCAGCUACUACUGUACCUGCCUGGGUGGCUACAGUCCUUCUAAUGACAUGGCCACGUUCAUCCCAAACGAUGGAACCCACUGCCAGGAUAUUGACGAGUGCAGGAUCCCAGGUCUUUGUGGAGAGGGAGGUCAAUGCAGAAAUCUUGAGGGCAGUUUUGAAUGCAGCUGCCAGCUGGGAUAUCAAGUCCACAACGGACUAGAGCCCUUCAAUCCCCACACAGACAGAGCUUUCUGCAAAGUGGUUGACUGUGGCCGGCCUGCCUCAGUGGAGGACACAGUGCUGCUGUCAGUCACAGGGACCACAUACGGCAGUGUGGCCAUGUAUGUCUGUGAUGAAGGCUUUGUGAGGAAGAGUGGAGACAACAGCUCUGUGUGUGGAGCAGAUGGACGAUGGAGAGGACCCACCCUGGUCUGUGAAGAGGUCGACUGUGGCCCUCCCCCUGCCCUCCCUAACUCUAGCAUGCUGUGGAAUAAGCUCUCGAGUUUGGGCACCAAGGUGCUUUAUCUGUGUAAUUCUGGAUUUGAUAAUGUUGGAAAGGGCAACAUAUCCAUCUGUAAUGCUGCUGGACAGUGGGAGAUACCGUCCGUGCUCUGUCAAGAGAUCUUGUGUGGAAAUCCUCCAAUAGUUGAAUCCACCGAGCUGGUGUGGGACAGUAAUUCACGCCCUGGCAGCACUGUGCUCUAUGUUUGUAAAGAGGGCUUUUAUAACAAAGGAGGGCAUAAUGUAUCGAUCUGUAAUGCAAACGGUCAGUGGACAACCCCAGCUCUGUCAUGCCAAGAAAUAUUAUGUGGGGAUGCUCCUAUAGUGCCUCAUGCUGGGCAAGUGUGGGAUGGCAGCUCCACUCCUGGAACCACAGUGACUUACUACUGUAAAACAGGAUUUUAUCAUAAUGAAGGAAAUAACAUGUCACUGUGUACAAUUAAUGGGUACUGGACGAAACCAAACAUCUCCUGCAAAGAAGUUGACUGUGGUGUGCCCCCAUACAUCCCUCAGUCAGUCAUGCUGUGGGAUAAAAUCUCCACUGUGGGCUCUCAGGUUGUUUAUCAGUGUAACUCUGGAUAUAGCAGUGCUGAAGAGGGAAAUGUAUCAGUUUGUACCGCCAGUGGAGAAUGGGUUGGAGCUUCUCUCGUCUGUCAAGAAAUCAAUUGUCCAAAGCCUGUUUAUAAACCUCAUGCUAAAAUGUUUUGGGACGGCACAUCACGCGUUGGCAGUGUGGUGUAUUACCAAUGUGAGGACGGAUAUAACACCAGGAGCCUGAGAAACUACUCAGUAUGUGGAGAGAAGGGACUGUGGGAGGAUAUUGAUCUUUGGUGUGAAGAAAUAAGCUGUGGCCCCCCACUAACCCUCCCCCAUACUAACCUCCUGUGGGAUGGCACCAGUAGACCAGGCAGUGUGGUGCUGUAUGAGUGCAUGGAUGGAUUUUACCAUUGGAAGGGAAAUAAUAUUUCCACAUGUUUACAGUCAGGACAGUGGGGGAAAGUAUCUGCGAAGUGUAAAGCAAAAUGUGGACCGGUUCCCUUCCUCCCCAAAUCAGAGGUGGCGUGGCAUAACAGGAGUGUUGUGAUCCACCGCUGUGUGGAUGGAUAUCACAGCUGGCGGGGCAGCAAUAUGUCUGUGUGUGGCAGCUCUGGAGAGUGGCAGAGAGCUACGCUGAGGUGCAUAGAAAUAAAACCACCUGUCAAUCACCUAUUUGUGGUCAAUGAAAAAUGUCUGCAUUGGAGAGCAGAGAAGUAUGAGGACGAUACAGAAGUAUACAAGGUGACAUACACAGGAUCCAGAGACUUCCAGAGGUCCUUUCAUGAUAAAAGGAAGCGAUUUCUGAGCUCUAAGUCUGACCAGCUGGAACUCUGUCUGAACCUGCUUCCAGUCACAAACUACAGCAUCUCCAUCACUGCAGUGUCUGCCAGAUUCACAGUCACCGUCACCACAAACACCAGUUUACCAGUGCCUCCAGCACCAGUUGUCUACUACAGAGAAUUUGAGACUCCUGUACCAACUUUGAGGCUACGCAGAUCGCCCGACACACUGGACCCAAUAAGUGUGUACCAGGUGUUUGUGCUUCCUGCAGAGGGGAUUAUGGUGUUUGACUGUUCCUCUCCUGCAAACUCAGACCCCUCGAACAAAGUGAAGUCCCCAACAGAGUACAUCACUGCUCAGAUUGAUGUCAGACAUGUUGGGACAGAGAUGAACUUUACUGUAGGGGAUGGACUCUACUAUGGAGGCUUUUUUAACGCACCACUGGAGAAUGGAAGGAACAAUUAUAUCAUCUUACGAGCUGUCAGUCAGUGGCAAUCGGCUUUAAAAAGUUCCUGUGUCCUGUGGGCUAAAGUACGAGGUACAUCGUAUGUUCUGAAGGUGUCCUCUCUGUCGGCUGCUGCAUUAAUAGGAGUAGUUGUCCUGGUCAUUUUGGGUGGAUACUGUUUCACCUGGUUUUUCAAGAGGACAUGAUGCUCACAUAAGUGCUGAUAUUCUGUCAUUUUUGUUUGUCG
Messenger RNA from Plectropomus leopardus (leopard coralgrouper), 3017 nucleotides. The record is from RefSeq and is a predicted model, not a curated record. NCBI's taxonomy places the organism in Eukaryota, Metazoa, Chordata, Actinopteri, Perciformes, Serranidae.